Molecule: messenger RNA, 2143 nt
Organism: Ailuropoda melanoleuca (giant panda)
Lineage: Eukaryota; Metazoa; Chordata; Mammalia; Carnivora; Ursidae
Gene: RTP3
Product: receptor transporter protein 3
Exons: 5
Coding region: 385-1443 (352 amino acids)
Biological process (GO): protein insertion into membrane; detection of chemical stimulus involved in sensory perception of bitter taste; protein targeting to membrane
Cellular component (GO): cytoplasm
Molecular function (GO): olfactory receptor binding
Source: RefSeq, a predicted model, not a curated record
CUUCCUCUCUCCCACCCCAAACACCCCCUCUCCUCCUCUGGGAGUCCACUGCUCAGACAACAAUGUCCAACCCAGCUGGGGGAGGCGACCAGGAAGCCCCAGGACCACUUCCCCCGGAACUGCGUCUGCUCCCAGAGUGGUGACCACCAUAACAGCCUUGGAAUCACUUGAGGAAUUUUUAGAGAUCUGAUGCCCAGACCAAUUCAAUGAGAACUUUGCGGCUGGUCUGAGGACUACGAAUCUCCAGCUCUGCAAUGCAGAAGAGCAUGGGCGUUUGAGCAACUACCUGCGCAGAGGGAGGACGCUUGCUCACCUGCUGAGAUUUCUUUCCCAGAUCCGUCAGAGUCUCCAGGAGAUCCUGAUGCCCACAGUUCACUGCACAGCAUGGAGGGUCCGGACGUGGAGCUAUGGAAGCAAGUGUUCCAGGAAUUAAUUCAGGAAGUGAAGCCAUGGCACAAAUGGACCCUGACAGUAGACAAAGACCUUCUUCCCAACAGCCUGAAGCCGGGGUGGUCACAGUACAAGCACCGGGCCUUUGCCAGGUUCCAGUGCUCCUUGUGCUCUCGCAGUUGGUCCUCGGCUCAAGUUCAGGUCCUUUUCCACAUGCACAAGAGUGCGAGGAACCCCAGGGGCAAGGUGAAGAUGAGGGUCUUUGCCCAGAGAUGUCGGAAGUGCAGUGAGUCUCCAUUUGAGGUUCCCAAGUUCACAGAAGAGAACAUCUCAAGGAUCCUGAACAACCUGGUGUUCCGAAUUCUGAAGAAAUGCUACAGAGAAGGAUUUAAGUCGAUGGAGGAGAUUCCUACCAUCAAGGAAAUCUCUCUUGAAGGACCACAUGACAGUAACAACUGUGAGGCGUGUCUGCAGGGCUUUUGUGCUCAGAGUGGGUUAGGUGAGGCUGUGCAGCCACCAAUGUCCCCAUUACUUCCUGCCAUAAGCUCCCCUGCUCUUGGGACUGCCAUUCCCACGCCCUCUCCCGCUAGGAGUGGCACCAGAGUGUACACAGUGAAGGGAAACGCCACAGGGGACACAGUGAGGGGGAACGCCACAGGGGACACAGUGAGGGGGAACACCACAGGGGACACAGUGAAGGGAAAUGCCACAGGGGACACAGUGAGGGGGAACACCACAGGGGACACAGUGAGGGGGAACGCCAGAGCAGACACAGUGAAGGGGAAUGCCAUGGCAAACAAGGGAAAGGCUUUACCCCAAUCCUGGUAUUCUGGGUCCACGACGGCCACGAUGCUUCCCACCCACUGGAGCCCGAGAACAAACACCUACCACCACGCGGAGAGGAGAAUCCGGGUUAGGACCUGGAGUCAGCAGCCCUUUUCCCACGGAACCCCGAAUCUCAGGUGCUGGAACUUAAAUGUUUGCUGGUGUUUUCUCAUUCUGAUCGUUGUCGUGGUGAUUAUCAUAGAGACCCUUCAGUGGAUCUUCACAUGAGGCCAAGUUCAAAGUCAUGCAGAACGAUCCCACGGAGAGGAAAUGCCCGUUAGAGUUAAAUCCAGAGACAGGAAGUAGAUUGGUGACUGCCAGGGGCUACAGGGAAGGGGAUUAAACUGUAUGGGGCUUCUUGGGCGCGGAGGGUGGGUGGUGAUGAAAAUGUUUGGCACAAGACGGAGGGCGUGGCUGUGCAACACUGCGAAUGCAGUAAACGCCACUGAAUUGUUCAUUCUAAAGUGGUUGAUUUCAUGUGAUUUUUAAGGGUUCAUGUUAAUUUCAACUCAAUUUUGCGUAGAGGACACUGAAAUUCUGCUCACUCUCUGGAGAACUGAGACCAAAGCCUUUAGGGUUCACAGAACCAUUUGGAAAUCUCAUGAGGCCUGUGGAGCCUCUCUCCCCAGAGAAGCUUGCACAGACCCAGUGACGUCAGCCUGUGGAGGCACUUGUCGCGGUUUUCAUUAGGCUGAAAGCCUAGGUCUCAGGGCAGUGUUCUCCACAGCAGGGUCCAUGCAGCUCGGGGCUGUGGCAGGGCCAGCCACCCCCAUGGGGGAGAUAGCCUUCAAACUCUAUUUCACGUUUCUUUGUACUUUACUAUUUCUUGUCGCAUGGUUUAUAACGUGCGUUACUGUACCAGUAGAAUGGUAUUGUGACACAACGUGUAAUUAAACAAAUGUACACCCAUCUGGAGUGUGUGUUCAGU